GGCGGCUGAGGAGACGGCAGAGGAGGAGGAGGCGGAGGACAGGAAAGUGGAGACACGAAGCUUCGGGAAUCCGCAGUAGGAGACCUGGAGAUUAUUUUAAGGCUCAACAAAUGCAUUCCAGACUCGAACCCUGCUGUAUUCCUUGGACGCCGCCUCCUUUAAAGAACUGACUUCUUAAAUCAGAGGUAAGAAAGGAGAAGGUCGAAGAAGAUGCUGGGAUCUGAACGUGGUGUGGUGGAAGAAUGGUUAUCCGAAUUCAAGGCAUUACCUGAAACUCAGAUCACUAACUAUGCGGCAACUCUGCACCGGAAAAAAACAUUGGUACCAGCUCUGUACAGAGUCAUUCAGGACUCGAACAGUGAGCUCCUGGAGCCCGUUUGCCAUCAGCUCUUUGAGCUCUACCGGAGCUCCGAAGUUCGUCUUAAGAGAUUCACGCUGCAGUUCUUGCCGGAAUUGAUAUGGGUUUAUUUACGGCUCACGGUCAGCCGGGACCGGCAGAGUAAUGGCUGCAUCGAAGCCCUCCUGCUGGGGAUCUACAAUUUGGAGAUUGCUGAUAAAGAUGGAAACAACAAAGUUUUAUCUUUCACUAUCCCCUCCUUAUCCAAGCCUUCGAUAUAUCAUGAGCCCUCCACGAUUGGGUCGAUGGCCUUGACAGAAGGAGCACUGUGUCAGCACGAUCUCAUCAGGGUAGUUUAUAGUGACCUUCAUCCUCAGCGGGAAACCUUCACAGCCCAGAACAGAUUUGAAGUCCUGAGUUUUCUGAUGCUGUGCUACAACUCCGCCAUCGUCUACAUGCCUGCCUCCUCAUAUCAGUCACUCUGCCGGAUGGGCUCCAGGGUUUGCGUCAGUGGGUUUCCCCGCCAACACGAGAAACACUGGAAAGAAAAAUGCGGACGAGUAGUAUUGGAUCCCGACUUUAUGGUGCAGCUUCUCACGGGUGUUUACUAUGCUAUAUACAAUGGCCAGUGGGCCCUUGGCCAGGAAGUCCUGGAUGACAUAAUAUACAGAGCGCAGUUGGAACUCUUUUCUCAGCCACUACUGGUCGCGAACGCCAUGAAGAAUUCCUUGCCGUUCGACGCUCCCGAUUCGUCCCAAGAGGGCCAGAAAGUGCUUAAAGUCGAGGUGACUCCCACGGUGCCGCGGAUCUCUCGGACGGCGAUUACCACAGCUUCGAUCCGCCGUCACCGCUGGAGGAGGGAAGAUGGCUUCGACUUCUCAAACGAGGCCGACGGGAGCGCCCCCGGCUCCCCGCUCCAGCGGCGCUCCACAGACGUGGGGACCAAACGUGCGCGAGAGGGGGAGGCGCGCAGGACCCCCGAGCCCGGCUCGCCGGAGCCCACCUCGGCAGCGGCCGACGCAGAGGGGGCCGAGGGGGCGAACGGCGGAGAGGACCCGGCGAACCCGAUGGACGCAGACGAAGGGUUCUCGUCGGGGGCGUCCCUCAGCGGCCAGCCCGUCGGGACCAAACCGUCGUCGUCGUCGUCGUCGUCCUCCCAGAGGAGCAGCUUACGGAGAGCGGCGGGCGGGCGGCCCGCCAAGGAGAAGGAGACGGCCGCUGCCGCCAAACCCAGCGAGAGCCCCCGGGAGGCCGGUGGCCGGAAGCAGCCCGUCCAUCCGCCCGCCGACCCGAGCGGCGAUCCCACGGAGCUGACGCCGGCCAAGAAGCACCUGAGCCUCCCGGCCGGCCAGGCGGUGCCAAAAGCCAGCAGCUUGACUCUGAUCCGGACCGCCAGCGCUUCCUCCGGUCAGUCUUUCGACUACGUGAACGGCGGCCGAGCGGGCCCCGGCGGGGCCGCCGAGGGGGGAGCCAGUCUGGCCGCCAGCCACGCCAAUCGGUUUUCCACCAUCAGCCUGCAAGAAGACCGGCUCGGUCAGCCCGGGGAGGGGAAAGAGCUGCUCGGUCCCGGAGCCCCUUUGACCAAGCAGUCGCGAUCCCCAAGUUUCAAUAUGCAGCUGAUCUCGCAGGUGUAGCGCUUGCC
Messenger RNA from Tachyglossus aculeatus (Australian echidna), 1979 nucleotides. It is a transcript of the gene HYCC2, whose product is annotated as family with sequence similarity 126 member B. The record is from RefSeq and is a predicted model, not a curated record. The transcript has 14 exons. Lineage: Eukaryota; Metazoa; Chordata; Mammalia; Monotremata; Tachyglossidae. Bases 211 to 1971 code for a protein of 586 amino acids. Gene Ontology annotation, biological process: protein localization to plasma membrane; phosphatidylinositol phosphate biosynthetic process. Gene Ontology annotation, cellular component: plasma membrane.